Molecule: messenger RNA, 6930 nt
Organism: Hippopotamus amphibius kiboko
Lineage: Eukaryota; Metazoa; Chordata; Mammalia; Artiodactyla; Hippopotamidae
Gene: TPP2
Product: tripeptidyl peptidase 2
Exons: 27
Coding region: 3022-6090 (1022 amino acids)
Biological process (GO): proteolysis
Cellular component (GO): cytosol
Molecular function (GO): serine-type endopeptidase activity; tripeptidyl-peptidase activity
Source: RefSeq, a predicted model, not a curated record
AGAGUUCUUAAAGAAUUAAUAGACUUUUUUCACAAGUUUUAAGUUGUUUCAUUUUACCAAUUUUUCUUUGCUUAUUUAUCCUGAAGUCAGUUUACAUAUGUAUCUAUCAGUUGUUUAAAAGUUCUUAACAAACAUAGAAUACACAUACGUAAAAGUGCAUAAAUCCUAGGUGUGUCGUCAUGAAUUGUCGCAAAGUGAGCACCCUGUCUACGCAGCGCCCCGGUCCCCCUCGUGCCUCUUCCUACUCACUGCUGCCUCUGCCCCACAGCAGCCACCAUCCUGAUUUCUGACACUGUUGAAUGACUUUCCCUAUUUUGAAUUUUGUAAAAUAGAAUCCUACAGUGUGUGUCCUUCUAUGCAUAGCUGCUUUCAUUCAAUGUUUUUUGUGAGAUUCCUCCUUGUGUGGGGUGUUGUAGUAGUGCACUUUCCUUGCUAUGUAAUGGAAGGGCCAUGAUUUAUGUAUCCGUUCUGCAGGUUGAUAAUUUGCUUUGUUUUCAGUUUUUGGCUAUUAUGAAAAAUCCUAUUUUGAAAAUUUUUGUGCCUGUCUUUUGAUGGGUUUUAAAGCGAUCGUACCAAUUCCGUAAGAAGAGUACAAGAGCUCCCAUUGUUCAGUAUCCUUGCCGUUAACAUUUUUGUGAAUCAGUUUAUAAAAUGAAAAUGAUGUCUUGGUUUAUUAUGAAAAUAACAAAUGCUAAUUGCAGAAACUUUGGUGCAACACAGGUAUGUAAAGUUCAGCAAGUGAAAGCCUCUGAAAUGCCACUGCCCAGAGAUGGUGACGGCAACUUGAUGUUCGUCCUUCUGAGUUUUUCUUUUAAUGCAUGCAUUUCUUUUUUUUUUAAUGAAUUUUUUUAUUGAAGUAUAGUUGAUUUACAAUGUUUUAGAUAUACAGCAAAGUGAUUCAGUUAUAUAUACAUAUAUAUAUUCUUUUUCAGAUUCUUUCCCAUUAUAGAUUAUUACAAGAUAUUGAAUAUAGUUCCCUGUGCUAUACAGUAGGUCCUUGUUUAUCUAUUUAAUGUGUAGUAGUGUGUAUCUGUUAAUCCCAAAUUCCUAAUUUAUCCCUCCCCCCCCCCACCCCCUGCCUUGGUAACCAUAAGUUUGUUUUCUGUGUCUGUGAGUCUUUUCUGUUAUGUCAGUAUCAUUUUUUUUAGAUUCCAUAUGUAAGUGAUAUCAUAUAUUUGUCUUUCUGAUUUACUUCACUUAGUAUGAUAAUUUCUAGGUUCAUCCAUGUUGCUGCAAAUGACAUGGUUUCGUUCUUUUCUUAUGGCUGAGUAAUAUUCCAUUGCUUAUAUGUACCACAUCUUCUUUAUCCAUUCAUCUGUUGUUGGACGUUCAGGUUGCUUCCUUGCCUUGGCUAUUGUGAAUAGUGCUGCUAUGAACAACUGGGGUGCAUGCAUCUUUUUGAAUUGGAGUUUUUGUCUUUUCUGAGUAUAUGCCCUGGAGUGGGAUUGCUGGAUCAUAUGGUAUCUCUGUUUUUAGUUUUUUAAGGAAUCUCCAUACUGUUUUCCAUAGUGGUUGCACCAGUUUACAUUCCCACCAACAGUGUAGGAAGAUUCCCUUUUCUCCACACCCUCUCCAGCAUUUAUUAUUUGUAGACUUUUUGAUGAUGGCCAUUCUGACUGGUGUGAGGUGAUAUCUCAUUAUAGUUUUGAUUUGCAUUUCUCUAAUAAUUAGUGAUAUGAAGCAUCUUUUCAUGUGCCUGUUGGCCAUCUGCGUGUCUUCUUUAGAGAAGUGUCUAUGUAGGCUUCUAAUGCAUGUAUUUCUUAAUCAGAAAUGGAAUUAUAUUAGUGGUUCUCAGCCCUAGCUGCAUAUUACAAUCACAUGAGGAGUUUAAAAACUGUCAGUGCUUGUGCCUUAGAGAGGAAUUAAUCAAAACCUUGCAGGGGAGGCAGGCAUUUUUAAAAUUUUUCAUGAGCUUUAAUUAACAUACAGCCUUAGGUCAAGGACCACUGACCUGUCUAGAUCUGUGUACACGUUUAACUUUUAUUUACUUAAUCUGUGUACAUCAUCCUUUUUUAACAGCUGUAUAUUUUCUGUUAGAUCAGUAUUUGUUCUUCAGCCUCCUAUUGGAGACAUGAAAUGUAGUUUUUCAGGUGCUACAUGUAGACAACUAAGUUUAUACAGGAGGAGUCUUGAAUUAUCCAUUUUAUUUUGUAUGCCCAAAAUGUCUGUAUAAUUGUCUUUUUCCUUGAGGAGGAGUAGUUGUUGAAUAUAUUGAAUAAAGUUGAAGCACAAUGUAAGACUUUGGGAACAUGUGGAAAUUAAACUUUCACUCACUAGGACUAUUCAGGUGAACGUAGGGCAGUCUAACACAGUGUGUAGUUUAAAAAAUGCUCAGGUUGAAGCUUAUGAAUUUCUCACUUUUGUAGAUCAGAGUGGUUGAAUAGCAGCUUGUUUGUACUUGGCCAUGAAUAUAGUAUGUACUUAGCGAGUUCUAAAAGAGGUGAGAGUAUUCAUGGUUCCUGUUAUUUAUUUGGGUUCUUAGGAAACAAACCUGAAAUGGAAAUGGUCCUGAUAUAAAAAAUCUAAAAGUGGGUAAACUAUUUUAUAACAAUUUUAAUGUUACUUUUGGAAAUGAAUUAUACAGAUUACAAGUAUGUAACCAACACCCUUGGCCAAGUGAUCUCACCACCCAGUAGCACAGCGUCCUCCCCAAAGCGGGCAUAGUGAGUGACUGACUGUGAUAGGGAGUAAAAGAAGUAUUUUUUUGUUGUUUAACAUUUUAAUUGGUAUCUGCCCCUAAAUUGAACUACAGGUUGCAUAGACACAUAAAGAAAACUUUCUUACAUUUUUUACAAGGCAAAUAAACUAAUCAAGGAGGAGCUUCAGAGUCAAGUGGAGUUGCUAAACUCUUUUGAGAAAAAAUACAGUGAUCCUGGACCUGUGUAUGACUGCUUGGUGUGGCAUGACGGUGAGACCUGGAGAGCCUGCAUUGAUUCGAAUGAAGAUGGGGAUUUGAGUAAAUCUACUGUUUUGAGAAACUACAAAGAGGCCCAGGAAUAUGGCUCUUUUGGCACAGCUGAGAUGUUGAAUUACUCUGUCAAUAUAUAUGAUGAUGGAAACCUUCUCUCCAUAGUGACCAGUGGAGGCGCUCACGGAACACACGUGGCUAGUAUAGCUGCUGGGCAUUUUCCAGAAGAACCUGAACGGAAUGGUGUAGCUCCUGGUGCUCAAAUUCUUUCCAUCAAGAUUGGUGAUACCAGACUAAGCACAAUGGAAACAGGCACAGGCCUUAUCAGAGCUAUGAUAGAAGUUAUAAAUCAUAAGUGCGAUCUUGUCAACUACAGCUAUGGAGAAGCAACUCACUGGCCAAAUUCUGGGAGAAUAUGUGAAGUAAUUAGUGAAGCCGUGUGGAAGCACAAUAUAAUCUACGUCUCAAGUGCUGGGAAUAACGGCCCCUGCCUCUCCACAGUCGGGUGUCCAGGAGGGACCACGUCAAGUGUGAUAGGUGUUGGUGCCUACGUUUCUCCUGAUAUGAUGGUGGCGGAGUAUUCUCUGAGAGAGAAGUUACCUGCAAAUCAGUACACGUGGUCUUCUCGAGGCCCCAGUGCCGACGGGGCCCUGGGCGUGAGCAUCAGCGCCCCGGGAGGCGCCAUAGCCUCCGUGCCUAACUGGACGCUGCGGGGGACUCAGCUCAUGAACGGGACGUCCAUGUCUUCUCCCAACGCGUGCGGGGGCAUCGCCCUGAUUCUGUCAGGUCUGAAAGCUAACAAUGUUAACUACACGGUUCAUUCAGUCAGGAGAGCUCUCGAGAACACUGCAGUGAAGGCUGACAAUAUAGAAGUAUUUGCCCAAGGACAUGGUAUUAUUCAGGUCGAUAAAGCCUAUGACUACCUCGUUCAGAAUACAUCAUUUGCUAAUAAAUUAGGUUUCACUGUUACUGUUGGAAAUAAUCGUGGCAUCUACCUCCGAGAUCCUGUUCAGGUGGCUGCACCUUCAGAUCAUGGCGUUGGCAUUGAACCUGUAUUUCCAGAAAAUACUGAAAACUCUGAGAAAAUAUCCCUUCAGCUUCAUUUAGCUUUAACUUCCAACUCAUCGUGGGUUCAGUGUCCCAGCCAUUUGGAGCUCAUGAAUCAAUGCAGACACAUAAACAUACGUGUGGACCCCAGGGGCUUAAGAGAAGGACUGCAUUAUACAGAGGUGUGUGGCUAUGAUAUAGCAUCGCCUAACGCAGGCCCUCUGUUCAGAGUCCCAAUCACGGCGGUUAUCACAGCCAAAGUAAAUGAAUCAACGCAUUAUGAUCUAGCCUUGACAGAUGUACAUUUUAAACCUGGUCAGAUUCGAAGGCAUUUUAUCGAAGUUCCUGAGGGUGCAACAUGGGCGGAAGUUACAGUGUGUUCCUGUUCUUCCGAGGUGUCCGCCAAGUUUGUUCUUCAUGCAGUGCAGCUCGUGAAGCAAAGAGCGUAUCGAAGUCAUGAAUUUUAUAAGUUUUGUUCCCUCCCAGAGAAAGGAACGCUGACUGAAGCUUUUCCUGUCUUAGGUGGGAAAGCAAUUGAGUUUUGCAUUGCUCGUUGGUGGGCAAGUCUUAGUGAUGUCAAUAUUGACUAUACCGUUUCUUUUCAUGGGAUAGUAUGCACUGCUCCUCAGUUAAACAUUCAUGCAUCAGAAGGAAUCAACCGUUUCGAUGUUCAGUCCUCCUUGAAAUAUGAAGAUCUGGCUCCCUGCAUAACUUUGAAGAGCUGGGUCCAGACACUACGCCCACUGAGUGCAAAGACAAAGCCUUUAGGAUCAAGAGAUGUUUUGCCAAAUAAUCGUCAACUUUAUGAGAUGAUCCUGACUUAUAACUUUCAUCAACCCAAGAGCGGGGAAGUGACCCCGAGCUGCCCGCUGCUGUGUGAACUACUAUACGAAUCGGAGUUUGACAGCCAGCUGUGGAUUAUAUUUGACCAGAACAAGAGGCAGAUGGGUUCCGGCGACGCUUACCCUCAUCAGUAUUCUUUGAAACUGGAGAAGGGAGAUUAUACAAUUCGACUACAGAUUCGUCACGAGCAAAUCAGUGAUUUGGAACGUCUUAAAGAUCUUCCGUUUAUUGUUUCUCAUAGGUUGUCUAAUACCUUGAGCUUAGAUAUUCAUGAAAAUCAUAGCCUUGCACUUCUAGGAAAGAAGAAAUCAAGUAACUUGACAUUACCACCCAAAUAUAACCAGCCUUUCUUUGUUACUUCCUUACCUGAUGACAAAAUACCUAAAGGGGCAGGACCUGGGUGCUACCUCGCAGGAUCCUUGACGUUGUCAAAGGCUGAACUCGGAAAGAAAGCUGGGCAGUCUGCAGCAAAACGACAAGGAAAAUUUAAAAAGGAUGUAAUCCCUGUUCAUUACUACCUAAUAUCUCCACCAACAAAGACUAAGAAUGGCAGCAAAGACAAAGAAAAAGAUUCGGAAAAAGAGAAAGAUUUAAAAGAAGAGUUUACUGAAGCGUUACGCGAUCUUAAAAUUCAGUGGAUGACAAAGCUGGAUUCGAGUGACAUUUAUAAUGAAUUGAAAGAAACAUACCCUAAUUAUCUUCCUCUGUACGUUGCACGACUUCAUCAGUUGGAUGCUGAAAAGGAACGACUGAAAAGACUGAGUGAAAUUGUCGAAGCUGCAAAUGCUGUUAUUUCUCAUAUCGAUCAAACGGCCCUAGCAGUUUAUAUUGCGAUGAAGACUGACCCCAGGCCCGAUGCAGCUAUUAUAAAAAAUGACAUGGACAAGCAGAAGUCGACACUGGUAGACGCCCUCUGCCGGAAAGGCUGUGCCCUGGCUGACCACCUUCUCCAGGCGCAGGCGCAGGAGGGGGCCGUGUCAAGCGACGCCGAAGGAAGAGAGGAGGAGGGAGAAGGCACCCUGGAUUCUCUGACGGAAACUUUCUGGGAAACUACAAAAUGGACGGAUCUUUUUGACAACAAGGUUUUGACAUUUGCAUACAAGCAUGCAUUAGUAAAUAAAAUGUAUGGAAGAGGCCUUAAAUUUGCAACUAAACUUGUGGAAGAAAAACCAACAAAAGAAAACUGGAAAAAUUGUAUUCAACUGAUGAAGCUGCUGGGAUGGACCCAUUGUGCGUCUUUCACUGAAAACUGGCUCCCCAUCAUGUAUCCUCCCGAUUACAGUGUGUUCUAGUAUAGGAACCAGGACUUUCAAUUUUAAAAAAGAGAGUUUUAUAGUGAAUGGAUUUAAAAACAAAUUUGUGGCAUUUUUAGUCUAAUGCAUGUUUUCAUCCGCUACCAAAUACUGAUUAUUAAAAUGAUGUGUAUUUAUCAGAGAAUUUGCUGGCGUGUGGCUUAAUACAUGUAAAUCUAGACCUCUGACAUCAUGGUGUUUUCUUAAUGCCUCACAUUGCUGGCAGCCGGCUGUACCCUGGCUGCCAGCACCAAGGACUUUGAGUUGGGUUGCAGCUAUUACAUGCAUGAGAGGUUUUGAACAGUAACUUUUAACUGCAGACCUGUAAAAUUCUAUUUUUUAUUUUAUAAAUGAACAGGGUUUUAACAUGCUCGACUUUUAAUUUUUAUCAAUUGUAUGAAGGCCUUAGAAAAGCUACAUUAAGUGUAGCUAAAAUUAUUUAUUGGACUAAAAAGUAACAGAACUUCAUUUUCAGAUUUUUUUUUUUUUUUUUUGGCAAACGUUUACAUUCAAUUAAGGGGAAGAAAUAAAACCGGCACAAAUAAAUGCUGGAGCAUAACUGCUUCAAUCAAUCUUCAUCUUGGAGUUAUUUCAGGCCAAUCAUUUUUAACAUCUUCUUGACGUGCAAAGCAUCAGAAUGAACUAAUAAUACAUGUAUAAGUGCCAGACAGCUUAAAUCUGUAUCAGGUAUUGUAAAGAUACACAUAUGGUAUGUUUAUUAAAGUUGAAAUAAUGUAAACACGUGAAUAAAUGUGCAAACCCAAGAUCACAGUACACCAUAUGCACUCUGAUACCUUAAUUUUUUUUAUAAAUAAUAAAAGUGAAUAUUGAAGCUUCUUA